Molecule: messenger RNA, 1131 nt
Organism: Penicillium samsonianum
Lineage: Eukaryota; Fungi; Ascomycota; Eurotiomycetes; Eurotiales; Aspergillaceae
Product: aromatic ring-hydroxylating oxygenase subunit alpha
Exons: 2
Coding region: 1-1131 (376 amino acids)
Molecular function (GO): iron ion binding; 2 iron, 2 sulfur cluster binding
Source: RefSeq, a predicted model, not a curated record
AUGUCCUUCUUGAGGAACUACUUCGGUACCUCCGCUGUACCAGCGAAGGAUGAGAAGAAGCCUAUCCGUGCUCUUCCCGCUUCCUGGUACACAUCCCAAGAUAUGUACGAGCUUGAACGACGAUCUAUCUUCUCCCGGAAGUGGCUUCUUACUACACACAAGCACCGAGUACCCAACACCGGUGACUGCGUUCGCUACGACGCCGCAGGAUACGAGUUCAUCGUCGCCAAAGACAACAAUGGAAACAUCAACGCUUUCCACGGCAACGAUCUCUUCCCCGCGCAUGUGCACAUUGACCGAAAUGGAUUUGUCUGGGUGAAUCUGGACGCCAGCGAUACACCCGAAGUUGCCUGGAAAGACGACUUCGAGGGUGUCGAUGAGCAACCCCGGUUCGAGCACUACAACUUCGAGGAAUACGUCUUCGACCACACAUGGGAUAUGGAGGGCGACUUCAACUGGAAGAUCUUAGCAGACAACUACAAUGAGUGCUACCACUGCCAAGUCGCUCACCCAGACAUCCCCACCAUCGCCGACCUCAACUCCUACUAUGUCAAGACCAAGGCCGGUCACAUCCAGCACUACGGCGCUCCGCGACCAGACCAAAUCGAGAAGGGAUUCCGGAUAGCAACUACCUAUUUCUGGCCUAAUGCCUCUUUCAAUAUCUCUCCCAAUUUCUUCUUCAUGCAGCGAUUCACACCUACCAGCCCGACGCAAUGUGUAAUGCGCUACGAAGUCUACCGCCACAAGGACGCCACCGACGAGGCCUUCAACCUCAUCAGCGACAUGUACAAACGAAUCAUGUCAGAGGACAAGUACCUGUGCGUGCACUCGCAGAAGAACCUCAACGCCGGUGUCUUUGUCAACGGCCAGCUUCAUCCUGAGAUGGAGAGGGGUCCGCUCCAUUUCCAGAAGACUGUCCGGGAGGUUGUCACAGAACACUAUGCCAAAGAGGAGGCUGCGGGUCAUCAAAUCUGGCCCGCGAAGCACGAUCUUCCCGAGGACGUUUCUGUCAGCCACAAUCAAGAGAAUGUCGCUCUCUACACGGGUGGGCACAGUUACGGUGUCGAGGUAGACACUUUCAAGGACUCCAUGGGUGCCGGUCUCUCUACGGUAACGGCAAUUGCUGUGUAG